AUUUUAGGCUUUUAGAAAGCAGGGUCUUGAUGUUGGUGUCAUAAUCUUUAAAACAAUUAAUCUCGUCUCCAUUCUCGACCUUUGAAACCAUCAUAGUUUUGAAACCUACUUUUUCAAUGAUUGUCAUUAAGGUCGUAGUAAAAAUUUAAUAAUUGAAAUUGUGAUUUGUUAUUUCUCCAUGAAAUUCUAUUUCGUUUGAUACCUCAUUCAUCAAAAUAAAUCGCUUCUGAGAGCCGUAAAUGGGAUUUAUAUACCGCAUUAUACGUAGUGUAGAUGCAUACUUAAUCAUAUGAUUGCAAUAACAUUUGACUAUUAAUUGUAUUAAUAUUAAUAUAUUUAAUAUUGACCGAUUGUAUAAAAUAAACGGUGAUGUUGUCCUUUACGCGGAGCUUCUCUACUUCAAGGAGAGCAUUGGUGAAGGUGGCAGUGUUGGGCGCUAGCGGAGGUAUCGGCCAACCGUUGUCUAUGCUACUGAAAUUGAACCCAUUAGUGACAGAACUUUCUCUCUAUGACAUAAAUCAUACCCCAGGAGUGGCGGCUGAUCUUAGUCACAUCGACAGAAAUUCGUUCACGAAGAGUGCAAAAGGCCCUGACCAAUUGAAAGCAGCUCUGACAGGAAUGGAGGUUGUCGUGAUACCAGCGGGUGUUCCCAGGAAGCCAGGUAUGACAAGAGACGAUCUCUUUUCUUCAAAUGCAUCCAUUGUUAGGGAUUUAGUUGACGCUGUUGGAAAUUAUUGCCCGAAAGCUAUAAUCGCUAUAGUUACUAAUCCUGUGAAUUCAUGCGUCCCAGUUGCAGCAGAAAUGCUAAAAAAACGUGGAGUUUAUGAUCCAAAAAAAUUGUUCGGAAUUACUACACUGGAUUUGAUAAGAGCAAGUACAUUCGUGGGAGAACUCAAGGGCAUUGAUCCAAUGUUGAUUCAGGUUCCAGUGAUUUGCGGUCACUCAGGAGAAACCAUCGUUCCUGUUAUGUCCCAAUGCAAACCAAAGAUAAAGUUAACAGACAGUGAAAUCUGUGAUUUGACGAAGCGAAUUCAAAAUGCGGGAACAGAAGUAGUCAAGCUAAAGGCGGGAGCCGGAAGUGCAACCCUUGCUAUGGCAUUUGCUGGUUCUAGAAUGGUAGAUGCUAUCAUGAGAGGAAUCAAGGGUCAGUCGAACGUUAUAGAGUGUAGUUUCGUUGAAUACAAUUACGAGGAGGCACAGUAUUUUUCUACUCCCAUACUUUUGGGACCAAAUGGCAUAGAGAAAAACUUAGGCCUUCCUAAAUUGUCGAAAUUGGAGAGGGAAUUACUGAAAAUAGCUAUUCCUAUUCUGAAAAAGAAUAUCAAGAAAGGAGAAGAUUUCGUUCUUACUUGAUAAAUUGUGGGUUGUAUUGAUAAAAAUGUUUUUAUUUAUCUAUUAAAAAAUAUGGAUAUUGUUGUAAAUCAAUACGUAAUUAAAUAAUGAAUUUAGUUGAA
Molecule: messenger RNA, 1454 nt
Organism: Nezara viridula (southern green stink bug)
Lineage: Eukaryota; Metazoa; Arthropoda; Insecta; Hemiptera; Pentatomidae
Source: the annotation of a GenBank genome assembly